GUUUUUUAUCGCUGCCUAGCAUCCUCACUUUCUAAGCACCCUAUCCCUGUUAUCAAUCCACACUACUACCAACUCCCACCCAUCAACAAAACUCUUUCAGCUUCGAAAUUCAAUCAAUGGGAAGCAGCAGCUGCGCCUCUUCUUCUUGGCUCAGCCCGCGCGCCACUGUCUUUAGCCUUGGCUCAUCACCCAAGCGCGAACCUUUCUCCCUCUUCUUUUUCUCCUGCAAAUCCACCAACAAUACUUUCACCUGUUGCGCUACUAGCCCCACAGAUGAUUCCUCCUUCUCACCAUCAUCAUCAUCCUUAUUAUCUGCCUCCUAUACCCGUCGGUGGUAUAAUCCUCUCAGGCGCAAGCCUUACGACCACCCUUCUCCUGAAAUUCUCCGCCAUUGGGUAGAAGCUGAUCAAUCACAAGCAUCCCAAGAACAUUUUACGAUGGUGUCAUAUAAUAUAUUGGGAGACAGAAACGCUUUCAAACACAGAGAUUUGUAUCAAAAUGUUGAUCCUCUUUAUCUGAAAUGGGCACAUCGCAAAAAGGUCAUAUCUAAAGAAUUAGUUGGAUGGAAUCCUGAUAUUAUUUGUUUGCAAGAGGUGGAUAGGUAUUAUGAUUUAUUGAAGGUUAUGGAGAAAGCAGGGUAUGCUGGUUCUUACAAGCGGCGCACUGGAGAUUAUGCUGAUGGUUGUGCCAUGUUCUGGAAAGCUGAUAAAUUUCGGAUGUUAGAAGGAGAGAGCAUUGAAUUUAAGGCACUUGGUCUUCGUGAUAAUGUUGCCCAACUCUCUGUUUUUGAGAUUCUUGAAGAUGAAUCAAGAAGGUUACUCGUUGGUAACAUCCAUGUCCUUUAUAGUCCAAAUCGAGGAGAAAUUAAAUUAGGUCAAAUUCGUUUACUUCUAUCAAGGGCACAGAUCCUUGCAGAGAAAUGGGGCAAUAUACCUGUUGUUCUUGCUGGUGAUUUCAAUAGUACUCCUCAGAGUGCUAUAUAUAAAUUUUUAGCUUCAUCCGAGCUGAAUAUUAUGUUAUAUGACAGAAAAGAGCUGUCUGGACAGAGGAAUUGUGACCCUGCACAGGUUCUUGGUCUAGAGAAAGAAUUGAGGAAUCCAUUAUAUUUGAUGGACAGAAUUUUGAAGACUUGCUGGACCAGAGAAGCAAUUAAAGUUGCAACCGGUGACCCUGACGGUCAGUUGCUUACUCAUCCUCUGAAGCUUAACAGCUCCUAUGCCACACUUAAGGGCUCUACAAGAACAAGGGACUUAAAUGGUGAACCUUUAGCUACUUCCUACCACUCAAAGUUUCUUGGUACCGUUGACUAUUUAUGGUACUCAGAUGGUGUUGUACCUAUACGAGUUCUGGAUACUCUUCCAUUUAAUACUCUCGAAAGGACAGGUGGGCUUCCAUGCAAGAAACUGGGAAGUGAUCACUUGGCUCUAGUUUCUGAGUUUGCCUUUACACCAGGAGCCAAAGGAGGCAGCACCACAAGCAUAGCAACAGUCUCAGCUGCAGCCACCUCAUCUUCAAGAGAGGAUAACAAAUCAACAUAAUGGAUGCAUAUUGGUUGGCAUGGACUUCCAGGAUUGGGUUUUAGUCAAUUUGGGAAUGAAAUUCCACAUAUCCACUCAAUCUUAAUAUAUAUUUGUGGGUGUGUGUGGAUGUUUAUGGAUAAAUUUUAACAAUUGUCUCUGAAUUUAUAUCAUUGUAAUAUUACAGUCCUUCAACUUUAAAAUAUAAAAAUAAAACUCCCUAAACUUUCAAAUUUUGCACAGUAAAAUCACUGACUUUCAAUUAUUGAUUUUCCGGUUAGAAACUGAUGUGAACAGCUCUCCAUAGUGUUUUGUCAAUAUUUCUCUCUCCUCUCUUAUGCAAAGUGUAAAAUUAUUCUCUCUACACGUGAAAAUUUAUUCUAUCCAUAGAGAGGAGAAUAAUUCAAUUUACACAUGGCUUGAGAGAGAAAAGAGAAAUACUGACUAAGCUCUAUACUAACAUUAUCUAGGUCAGCGUCUAACUGAAAAACCGGUAAUUAGAGAUUAGAGUGAGUUUCCUGUGCAAAAUAUGAAAGUUGAUGAGGUUUUAUGGUAUAUUUUUAAGUUGAGGGAUUAUAAUGUUAUAACUAGAUAAGUUCAGAGACAGUUGUUAAAAUUUAUUCGGGUGUUUAUGGAUUGCAUUCCUAAGAUAAACAAUUAGUUGAUGUCUUUGUUGAGCCAAAAGUAAGCAGAUGAUGUAAAUGAAUUCAAUCAGUUGAAAAAUUGAAACUUGAAGUGAUAAUUCACUUUAGAA
This is a messenger RNA of Hevea brasiliensis (rubber tree), 2271 nucleotides long. RefSeq names its product carbon catabolite repressor protein 4 homolog 3. Gene Ontology annotation, molecular function: 3'-5'-RNA exonuclease activity. The record is from RefSeq and is a predicted model, not a curated record. The coding region runs from base 117 to 1538 and encodes 473 amino acids. The transcript has 13 exons. Lineage: Eukaryota; Viridiplantae; Streptophyta; Magnoliopsida; Malpighiales; Euphorbiaceae.